This is a messenger RNA of Carica papaya (papaya), 745 nucleotides long. Lineage: Eukaryota; Viridiplantae; Streptophyta; Magnoliopsida; Brassicales; Caricaceae. The record is from RefSeq and is a predicted model, not a curated record.
UUGCAUGACUGAUAAUGGAUCUGAAGCAAGGUCAAUCAGCGCCAUGGCAUAUGGAGAUUUACAGUCUUUGAGCUUGUCCAUGAGCCCUGGCUCGCAAUCAAGCUGCAUCACUGGCUCGCAGCAAGUUUCGCCCGCUGUCAAUGACUGUGUAGCGGCCGUGGAAACCAAGAAAAGAGGUCAAGAGAAGGUGGACCAGAAGCAAAUUGUUUAUAGAAAAUCCAUUGAUACAUUUGGGCAAAGAACAUCUCAGUACAGAGGUGUUACAAGACAUAGAUGGACCGGAAGAUAUGAAGCUCAUCUUUGGGAUAAUAGCUGCAAAAAGGAAGGUCAAAGCAGGAAGGGGAGACAAGUUUAUCUGGGGGGUUAUGAUCUGGAAGAAAAAGCUGCAAGAGCUUAUGAUUUAGCUGCACUCAAGUAUUGGGGACCCUCCACUCAUAUUAAUUUCCCACUGGAGAACUACCAAAAGGAGAUUGAAGAAAUGAAGAACAUGACUAGACAGGAAUACGUUGCACAUUUGAGGAGGAAAAGUAGUGGAUUCUCAAGAGGGGCUUCUAUGUACAGAGGAGUAACAAGACAUCACCAGCAUGGAAGAUGGCAAGCUCGGAUAGGCAGAGUUGCAGGGAACAAAGACCUUUAUCUUGGGACAUUCAGCACACAAGAGGAGGCGGCUGAAGCAUAUGACAUUGCAGCCAUAAAAUUUCGCGGUGUGAAUGCAGUAACGAACUUUGACAUAACACGAUAUGAU